Molecule: messenger RNA, 2251 nt
Organism: Dipodomys ordii (Ord's kangaroo rat)
Lineage: Eukaryota; Metazoa; Chordata; Mammalia; Rodentia; Heteromyidae
Gene: Chaf1b
Product: chromatin assembly factor 1, subunit B (p60)
Exons: 14
Coding region: 127-1812 (561 amino acids)
Biological process (GO): DNA replication-dependent chromatin assembly; nucleosome assembly
Cellular component (GO): CAF-1 complex; nucleus
Molecular function (GO): protein binding
Source: RefSeq, a predicted model, not a curated record
GGCGCCGCGGAUUCGGCGCGUCCCUGCAGGUUCGGCUUCUGGAGUUGGUGACCUCCCCCAAAUUCCACGGUUCUGAGGAGACGAGCCAGGCAAGAGAGAAACUUCUUGUGAGUCCAGAGUGGGAGGAUGAAGGUCAUCACGUGUGAAAUAGCCUGGCACAACAAGGAGCCUGUGUACAGCCUGGACUUCCAGCACAACACAAACGGGAAGAUCCACAGGCUGGCCUCAGCCGGGGUGGACACUGCUGUCAGGAUCUGGAAGGUUGAAAAAGGACCAGAUGGAAAAGCCAUUGUGGAAUUUUUGUCAAAUCUUGCUCGUCACACCAAAGCUGUUAAUGUUGUGCGGUUUUCUCCAACUGGGGGAAUUUUAGCAUCAGGAGGAGAUGAUGCUGUCAUUCUGCUGUGGAAGGUGAACGACAACAAGGAGCCAGAACAGAUUGCUUUUCAGGAUGAGGACGAGGCUCAGCUGAAUAAGGAGAACUGGACUGUUGUGAAAACGCUGAGGGGCCACUUGGAGGACGUGUAUGACAUCUGCUGGGCAGCUGAUGGGAACUUGAUGGCCUCGGCCUCUGUGGACAACACGGCCAUCAUCUGGGAUGUCAGUAAAGGACAAAAGAUUUCCAUUUUUAAUGAGCAUAAAAGUUAUGUGCAAGGAGUAACCUGGGACCCUCUGGGUCAGUAUAUUGCUACUCUGAGUUGUGACAGGGUACUGCGCGUGUACAGCACGCAGAAGAAACGUGUGGCUUUCAAUGUGUCAAAGAUGCUGUCCGGGAUAGGGGCCGAAGGAGAGGCAAGAAGUUACCGGAUGUUUCAUGAUGACAGCAUGAAGUCGUUCUUUCGUAGACUCAGUUUCACCCCUGAUGGAUCUUUGCUCCUCACACCAGCUGGAUGUGUGGAAUCUGGUGAGAAUGUAAUGAACACAACAUACGUUUUCUCCAGGAAAAACCUUAAAAGGCCCCUGGCCCAUCUUCCCUGCCCCGGAAAAGCCACGCUGGCUGUUCGCUGCUGUCCAGUCUACUUUGAGUUGAGGCCAGCUGUAGAAACAGAGAAGGCGCCGGAGCCCAGCACGCAGCUGCUGAGGCUGCCCUACCGCGUGGUGUUUGCUGUGGCCUCCGAGGACUCGGUGCUGCUUUACGACACCCAGCAGCCCUUCCCCUUUGGCUACGUGUCCAACAUCCACUACCACACGCUGAGCGAUAUCUCCUGGUCCAGCGAUGGAGCCUUCCUGGCCAUUUCUUCUACCGAUGGUUAUUGCUCGUUUGUGACAUUUGAGAAAGAUGAACUUGGCAUUCCACUGAAAGAGAAGCCAGUGUUGACGGUGAGAACUCCUGAUACAGCAAAGAAAACCAAGAGUCAGAUGCAGCAGGGGGCUUCCCCAGGGUCCAGACCAGCCGAAGGAGGCCUGGCCAGCAGAGCUCAAGACUCCAGCAGCCCUGGGACAUCGCCCCUGCCAACCACAUCUACUCCAGCCCCGGCAGCUGUCAAGGACAUGUCACCAGUCACACCUGGUGUCAAAAGCCCUUCAGAGGAGAAGAUCCUGCAGCCCAACAGUCAGAACCCCAGAGCCCCCCCAUCACGGAGGGUCACGCUGAACACUUUACAGGCCUGGAGCAAAACACCUCCGCGGAGAAUAAACUUAACACCCAUAAAGACAGAUACUCCACCAAAUUCUCUACCAAGCGGCCUAAUGUCUCCCUCUUCCACAGAAGAAAUGGAAUCAGAGAUGCCUGCAGACCCUCAGGGCAGUCCUCCGGAACUGAAACGGCCCAGAUUCGAGGAAGACAAGGGAGACACCCAAAGCCCAGACCCUUGAUUCCUGAAUUCCGCCUGCAGCCUGGCAGGCCCAGCGCAGGGAGGGAGCGGGGAGGCCAGAGAAGCCCGCAAGCGGCAUCGGAGUGGAACGGACGUCUACCCAUAAAUUGAUUUGUGACAGCAAGAAACAUGCACUGGUUUUUCCCCAGAAGUAUGCAUGUUCUUGGACUCAGUCAUUUAUUCUCAACUAGAGAAUGUGGAUAUCAUAACAGACUAAAUCCUCCCUCUGAUGAGUUUGUGAAACCAGAGCAGUUCGCCGUUAUCUAGUGUGAAAAUCAGUAAUCCUAGAAACACUCGUGGAAGCGCAGACACUUCCUGGAGGGAAUGCCUGUGAAGUGACAACUAGAAAGUGAUGGGGAACGUUUGUACUGUUGGGUUUCAAAGUGCUUAAAGUGAUUAUUAGGUUGGGCUUCAAUUAGUUGAUUAAACUUUGAAUGAUG